Messenger RNA from Pelecanus crispus (Dalmatian pelican), 208 nucleotides. The record is from RefSeq and is a predicted model, not a curated record. Lineage: Eukaryota; Metazoa; Chordata; Aves; Pelecaniformes; Pelecanidae.
GUACACCGGACACUACUUCAUCACCACUCUGCUCUACUCCUUUUUCCUGGGUUGCUUCGGAGUGGAUCGGUUCUGCCUGGGCCACACCGGCACCGCCGUGGGGAAACUGCUGACGCUGGGAGGACUGGGGAUCUGGUGGUUUGUCGAUCUGAUUCUCCUCAUCACCGGCGGGCUGGUGUUUGGCAGCAACUGGUGCACCGUGUACUGA